GUCCAGUUUCCUUCCAUUCAACGGCGAUGAUGAUGAUGAUGACGACGAUGACGAAGGCUUCAGCCUCUCCCUUUCCGAUUCAUGUUGUGCUGCUUGUACUAGUAUUUUCAAGCUCAUUUAUUGGAGUGACAAAGGGGGAGGAGCCACCUAACCCAACCCCAACAGCAUGGCCGGAGCAAUUCCACUCGAUUCUGGUGAUGAACAAAAGCGGAAUAAUCGAAUUGAUAGAUCUGUGGUAUGACUGGAUCAAUGGACGUAACUUCAACAUCGUCCAGUAUCAGCUGGGAAAAGUCCUGUACGAUCUGGAAUGGAACAACGGUACCUCAUUCUUCUACACACUGGAUUCCAAUCGCGAAUGCAGCUCGGCUCAGCUGGAGGUUGGAAUUCUUCGGCCUAAUUGGCUGGAUGGAGCCACAUAUAUCGGUCAACGCCAGGUGGAUGGGUUCGUGUGUAACGUUUGGGAGAAGGCCGAAUUCAUCACCUACUACGAGGAUGUUGUCAGCAAACGCCCCGUCCAUUGGGUGUUCUACACCGGAAGGGAGGCACAUGUGAUGACAUUUGAAGUAGGUGCGGCUCUUGAGGAUGCAAAGUGGCAGGUUCCUGCAUAUUGUUUUGAGGAGAAUGGUGGCCUUAAAACAACAAAGGAUGUUAUGAUUCAGCAGCAUACAGGUUUGGAAGAUUUGAGUUCCAGAGUCUCCUCAAUGUAGUGAUAAUAAUUCAGUGGUUCUGCCUGCUUAUGUAGAUGAUUUGCUUCCAUUUGAAUAAAUGCUCCCUACAUUUGUUAUCAAACAUUCAAUAAGUUUUAUUCAUCAAA
Cynara cardunculus var. scolymus (artichoke) is the source of this 814-nucleotide messenger RNA. RefSeq lists its product as uncharacterized. Lineage: Eukaryota; Viridiplantae; Streptophyta; Magnoliopsida; Asterales; Asteraceae. The record is from RefSeq and is a predicted model, not a curated record. The transcript has 2 exons. The coding region runs from base 27 to 707 and encodes 226 amino acids.